CGGUUUCCAAUUAAAAGCCAGUGUAGUCGUGAACAACUCAACGUAACAGAUAGACAGUUUUACUAAAUAUUUUUAUAUUGGGAGUUUUUCUUAAGAUUUGAAGUGAUAAAAUUCUAGAGUAUCAAUAUUACCAUGGCGCAAACAAGGGAAGAUGGGAAGAUCAAUGGCUGUUUGGAAGUGGAUAAAAUGAGUGUUCAGCCUAAAAAGAAUGUAGCUCGGGUAGCAGCUCGUCUGGUCAAGGAACCUACGGGGCCGGCUGCCAAAUGGCUUGCCGUGACCAGAGCCAUUCCCAAGCCCACUUUUCCUGAACUUUCCGGAUUGUUCUACCAAAGCGAAAUAUUUACUGGCUUCGAGGCUCUGAUCGACAGCAUUCGGAAAGAGGUGGAUGAUCUGACUGACGAAGGUUUGAGCAACAAUUUCGAAUAUCUGGAUUCACAACUGGAGUUGCUCUUGGAAAUGAUUCAACGCUCCGAGAACGCAGUUCAAGCUGAAACGGAAGCGUUGGAAGAGUCGCAAGACUCCCAACCGGAACCGGAUGUAGAAGGGAACCUUGGCCAGUGACCGUCAGUGAAUACUUUUUUCAGUGUAGUCGGUUUUCAAAGUUAAAUGUUUGUAGGGCUUAAAAGGCAUUUAGUAAAAGCUUGAAUUGGGCAGUAUGUAAAAA
This is a messenger RNA of Drosophila ficusphila, 664 nucleotides long. RefSeq lists its product as uncharacterized. The transcript is spliced from 2 exons. Bases 133 to 561 code for a protein of 142 amino acids. The record is from RefSeq and is a predicted model, not a curated record. Lineage: Eukaryota; Metazoa; Arthropoda; Insecta; Diptera; Drosophilidae.